AAAACCUUGGAGCAAAUGGUCAUCUUCAGUUCUCUGACUCACCUACAUCAAAACUUCAUGUUCCAUUAAUGGCUGAUUCUGCAUAACACACAAGAAGAUUAUUGAGGAAUUAAGGAUGGGAUGCAUUUGUUCAAAACAGUCAGAUGUGCAUGAUUUUGUUCCUGAAAUAGAAAAGAUUAGAGAUCAUCCUAAAGAUAAUAACACUGCUAUUUACAAGGAGAGGCCUAAAAGUGGCCCUCAGAGGCAUUCAACAACUAUUAGUUCAACAGAAGGAAGACAACAGGCAAUGUGUAGAGUCGGAGGCAUACCACACAGUGCCAAAGCCGAGCAGGUCGCUGCUGGAUGGCCCUCGUGGCUUGCCUCCGUUGCUGGGGAGGCCGUUCAUGGCUGGACUCCGAGGAGUCCACGUUCAUACCAAAAAUUGAACAAAAUAGGGCAAGGGACUUACAGCAGUGUUUACCGGGGGCGUGACCUAACAACGGAUAAGAUUGUAGCAAUGAAGCUAGUGAGAUUUUCAAACAUGGAUCCAGACAGUGUCCGGUUCAUGGCAAGGGAAAUUUGCAUGCUUCGGAGGUUAGACCAUGUGAAUGUGAUGAAACUCGAAGCUCUUGUGAUAUCGAGGAUCAGCGUGUACCUUGUGUUCGAGUACAUGGAACACGAUCUUGCUGGACUUGUAGCAUCACUGGAGGUCAAAUUCACCGAAGCUCAGAUCAAAUGUUAUGUUAGACAAAUGUUGCUAGGACUACAACACUGUCAUAGUCGAGGCAUUCUUCAUCGCGAUAUCAAGGGCUCAAAUCUUCUAGUUGGUGAUGACGGGGUACUUAAAAUCGGGGAUUUUGGUCUGGCAACAUCCUUUGGCCCUGACCGGAAGCAGGUAUUGACUAGCCACGUCGUAACUCUGUGGUACAGAGCCCCCGAGCUACUGUUGGGUGCAACCGAGUACGGAGUAGAGAUUGAUAUGUGGAGUGCCGGUUGCAUUAUUGCUGAACUCUUUGCAGGGAAGCCUAUUAUGCCAGGAAGUACCGAGGUGGAACAAUUGCAUAAGAUAUUCAAACUAUGUGGUUCACCUUCAGAGGAGUACUGGGGGAAGUCAAAUUUACCUCAGGCUACUAGCUUUAGGCCACGGAGGCCGUACAGACGGCGUGUUGCAGAAGCUUUCAAACACUUCCCUUCGUCGGCUUUGGCCCUGGUGGAAACGCUUCUCUCUAUUGACCCAGCGCUCAGAGGCACGGCUUCUUCUGCACUCAAAAGCACGUUCUUCACUUCACGCCCUCUUCCCUGUGAUCCGCCUAGCUUGCCCAAAUAUCCACCAUGUAAGGAGCUUGAUGCCAAGCUUCGAGAAGAGGAAGCAAGAAGGCAAAAUGCACAGAUUGUAGUAGAAGACGGAGCUGAACGUCAAAGAGCAGGUUUGGAGAAGACAUGCUCUCAUGACCCAAACACGUCCUCUCAGAAUGAAAAAGAUGAUGCUCACCGUUCAAUUGCGGUACAGACAAUCAGCUGUUCCCGACAGGCUUCUCAACUACGUGCAAAGGGCGUGUCUAAUAAUGAUUCGAUGGAUUACAUUGCUAAGAAGAAGAGGAUAUUUCAGUCUGGGCCAUUGAUACCUCAAGGAGGCAACGCGGACGACUUGCUAAAAGAGCAAGAGAGACAAGUUCAAGAGGCGCUGCGUAAAUCACACCAAGGCAAAAGGAGAGACAAAGCUGGGGCAGGGAGAAAUGAACAUGCCUAAAUACUAGA
Molecule: messenger RNA, 1737 nt
Organism: Salvia splendens (bonfire salvia)
Lineage: Eukaryota; Viridiplantae; Streptophyta; Magnoliopsida; Lamiales; Lamiaceae
Product: probable serine/threonine-protein kinase At1g09600
Exons: 9
Coding region: 116-1729 (537 amino acids)
Biological process (GO): protein phosphorylation; positive regulation of transcription elongation by RNA polymerase II
Cellular component (GO): cyclin-dependent protein kinase holoenzyme complex; nucleus
Molecular function (GO): ATP binding; RNA polymerase II CTD heptapeptide repeat kinase activity
Source: RefSeq, a predicted model, not a curated record